GGAGAUUGUAUCCCUGCUACUACAUAAAGGAGCAGAUAUCUGUGCGAGGGAUAAAUUUGAAGAAACGACGCUGCUUUUGGCCUGUAAGGAGAGAUAAGGAAAUGGCGUCUUUUCUGCUGGAUAACGGAACAGACUUGGACGUUAUACAGGGGCGAUAUGGAGAUAGAUGCACGAUACUUCCUUGGGUGACUGUUUGGGGAGAGCCGCAACUGGUGGGACUGCUGUUGAAGCGAGGAGCGAAUCCGCAAAGUGUGGAUGUUGAUUCGCUGAAGCGGCACAAAUACGCUAUACCAGAAGAUUUUGAGAGCGCAUUGAGGAUGGUCCGUUCACACUUGAAAGGUGUCGCCCUAUGAUCGGUCCGAAUGUGUUCAUAGUAUGGGGUGAAUGGUCUUCAGUUUUAAUUCCACAUGCAAUCUAUAUACACAACCCAUCUA
Molecule: messenger RNA, 434 nt
Organism: Aspergillus ruber CBS 135680
Lineage: Eukaryota; Fungi; Ascomycota; Eurotiomycetes; Eurotiales; Aspergillaceae
Exons: 1
Coding region: 102-353 (83 amino acids)
Source: RefSeq, a predicted model, not a curated record